Anneissia japonica is the source of this 668-nucleotide messenger RNA. RefSeq names its product glycine amidinotransferase, mitochondrial-like. Gene Ontology annotation, cellular component: mitochondrion. The annotation marks the transcript as partial. Gene Ontology annotation, molecular function: amidinotransferase activity. Lineage: Eukaryota; Metazoa; Echinodermata; Crinoidea; Comatulida; Comatulidae. The transcript is spliced from 5 exons. The record is from RefSeq and is a predicted model, not a curated record.
AUGAGGAAGGCUUCGUUAGAGAUUGCGGAGUUUUGCCGAAUUUUAGAACACGAAGGAGUGAAGGUUCGACGACCGGAUGUCCUCGAUCAUUCGAAAUCGUAUUCCACGCCUGAUUUCAGCUCGACGGGAUUGUAUUCAGCGAUGCCACGUGAUCUCCUGCUUGUGGUUGGUGAGGAAAUCAUUGAAAGUCCAAUGGCUUGGAGGUGUCGUUUCUUUGAGUAUCGUGCAUACCGCCGUUUGAUGAAAGAAUAUUUCAGAGAGGGCGCUAAGUGGACAACAGCCCCUAAACCACAAGGUUAUAUUGAAUCCCAUGAGAGACUAGAAUUGCCAGCUAGAGGUCAAUUUGUGACGACAGAAUUUGAACCUUGCUUCGACGCUGCUGAUUUUCAACGUGCUGGAAAGGACAUUUUUUGCCAGUUAAGUCACACAACAAACCGAAUGGGUGUUGAGUGGCUUCGACGUCAAAUUGGUGAUGACUAUACAAUCCACAUUGUGCAAUGUGUAGAUGAUGCUCCGAUGCAUAUAGAUGCGUCCCUGUGCUUAUUGAGACCUGGUCUGGUUUUAGUCAACCCAGAAAGACCUUGCUAUCAGAUAGAGCUGUUCUCAAAAGCUGGGUGGGAUGUCGUUGAGGCACCUCGUCCAAUAACACCAUGCGAUCACCCGAUGUG